AUGGCUACGUUACUCUUCAGCAUGAGGUGCUUUAAAGAGGCCUUUGACAUCUUGUACCUCAUUACUCAUAAGCUUAAUAAUUUCAUGGGAGAGCAAAUCGAUGUCUGUACCCAUGUUCUCUUCUUUGCCAUAAGCUGCGCCCGUUCUGCCGAGACUCCACUGCAGAACGUCGCUUCGAAGGAAAUUGCCGAGCAGCUAGAGGACUGGAUGGAAAAGAUACAAUCCUAUCUUGGCUCAGAUCAAGUAUGUCAUAUGCGAAGCCUGCUUCAAAUCGGCAUGGAUGGACUGAAGGACGAAACCCUCGAGCAGGCAGCUUACUGGGCCGCUGUCACAACGGUUUCUCCCUCAUGGGUUGCUAUAUUUCCUAUGUGGAUUGAAGGAACACAACUCAGUCUCCGAGCCUUUCUCGACUUUUUCUAUCUGUCUCCAGAUAUCCAAACGACGAUGCUGCUAGCUCUCGACUGGAUGGAAAGAUGCCUGCGAUGGCGACGGCCAGAACUGGAACGGCUUCUUCGACACUACUGGCUUCCUGAUGUCGCAAAUACUACGAGCUUGGCACAGACUCUGGUGUAUUGGCUCUUGGAAGGCCAUGUGUUGGGCGCUUCACCAUUCUGGUCUAAGGUAACUGCUCUACCUCCGUUCCGGGGCACGGCCGGAUUUUAUGGCGGUUUUAUGGGCAAACUUUGGUGUCGUUAA
This is a messenger RNA of Cladophialophora psammophila CBS 110553, 696 nucleotides long. RefSeq lists its product as uncharacterized. NCBI's taxonomy places the organism in Eukaryota, Fungi, Ascomycota, Eurotiomycetes, Chaetothyriales, Herpotrichiellaceae. The coding region runs from base 1 to 696 and encodes 231 amino acids. The transcript has a single exon. The record is from RefSeq and is a predicted model, not a curated record.